AUGGCCUCCAUGGACAACCGCUCAGUAUGCCGAUUUUUCAACACCCCCAGUGGUUGUCGUCGAGGCGAUAGCUGCGGGUUUCGCCACACCACCGGACCUCCCUCCCCUAGUCGCGGUAAUCCAGGUCGAGGAAGGGGUGGCUUCACGCCCCGUCCUUCCAGGGCCCCGCGAGGAAUAUGUGACUUUUACUUCGAUCGGGGUUUCUGCACACGCGGCUCCGACUGCAAUUUCUUGCACGAACGCCCUUCCGACGCAGUUGCCCGCGCCACUCCCAAUGGAUCAUCAGCCCUCGAAGACGUUGCGGCUCUGCUGAAGCCCGCAGCACUCGCCAGAAUACAAGGUGCAGGAACCGAUGGCUUCUUCGGCACACCGAUUGGACAGAUGAAGCCGUCCGACGUGGAAUAUCAUAUCAGGAGGUUUUUGGACGACAGUUAUCGCUUUCGCUUUGCCGCCGAUGUUUACGGUUUCCUGGCGCUCGUCAGCAACGCGAGUUCUGGGAACGAGCAUUGGUCUCCUGAAGAUGGUCAGGACAACGGGCUCUUACGCAUCGGGGACAUCCUAUCCUGGAGCGACGUUUCUGUCUGUCCAACAUCCAGGACCUGCUUGUCGUUUGGAAGGGGCUACAUUCCUCUUCUCAAAUACCUUUCUUCUGACUGGGUUGUGAAGAGCAUCACAAGUCGCAUCGUCAACGCGCUAUACUCUGUCAUCAUGGAACAUUUCGAUCAACUCUCGGAGACGAUCACCUCGUGCAUGAAAGACGCGUUGGAGGUCCGCAAGUCUUUCAAGGAACCUCACCAGACACAGUUGAUGGGAAGCGCAAUACUGUCCUCAAUCGUGCAAGUGCUCUUUGAAUACGUCACACGCUUCAAAAAUGCUACAGCAACGCAUCCUUCUCUCUACGACCUCGUCAUCAACAUCCAACAGUGGACGACUGCCUGGAUCGAAGGGAUCACCGCAGAACCGCCCACGUUCGACGAUUCCAUCGCCGGCGCACCUCCUCAAGCUCGUCACUUCGUUGUCGAGAGGCUGUGCGGUCUGGUGGAUCGUCUCACCACGAUUGUAGAGAGGAAGCAUCGAGACAACACCCGCGUCAAGGAGCAAAAACGCAAUCCAUUGGCCUACUCUAGUGAUGAAGGCAUUCUCGCUGCUCUACACAACGCCUACGAAGGUCCCGGAACAGCACGCCCUGAAGGCCCACGUCAUGACAACGACUUCAUUGAGAUUGGGUCUAUCCAGAUUGCUCCCACUCACGACGAACUCACGUCUCGUCUACACCCCUUUCUCCCCGCGAACAUCUAUGGCGCUCCUCAUCCAUUAGAUCCUGAGAGCAUGGAACAACUGUUAGACAUUCAAUUCCGACUGCUGCGGGAAGAGCUUACUGCGUCUCUACGAGCUUCGGCUCAAGCGAUCCUUUCGGACCUCGACCUUCAAGCACAAGGCAAGCGCGCUCAGCUCGACGAGCUGCAGAAGAAGGGAGGAGGCAAGUAUCGCGGCCAUGCGGUCGGCCAAGACACAAUCAUGUUCAACGUGUACACCAAUGUCGACUUCCACACGAUCGCCCCCAGCUACCGCGGGCUGGUGGUUGGGAUUGGCAUGGACACCCCUCCCGGUCGGGCUCGCAACGCCCAGGCCGCGACACGCGCCCGCUUUUGGGAAAGCAUGAGUAGCAAGCGCCUCAUGCAGGGUGGUCUGGUCGCACUCGUAUGGCAGCAACCAGGCAGGCAAACCGAAGUACACCUCGGCACCGUGGCAAGCUCCCUUAAGGACCUCAAGGAAUCGGCAAGCCACAGCGCCGACAGGGUCAACAUCCGCGUCUCGUUCUUCUCUCCCGAGGUUGAACUACGCAUCCUUCAGGACCUCCGCUUGCAGGCCGACAAGCAGUCCACCAAGUUGCUCAUCGAGGCGACAGUCAUGUUCGAGUCCGUCCGCCCAUUCCUGGAGGCUCUGCGCGCCGAGCCCGAAACCAUCCCGUUCAGCAAGUACCUUGUCCACCACCCACCCGAGUUCUAUCAAAAUGUGCAAGUCAGCCCGCCUGCAUACACUUCAGUUCCAGAACAUUGUUUCCAGCUCUCGUCAUUGUUCGACCCAGCGACCGGCAUCGACGAUCUACGGUUGGUAGCCAGCAGCCCUGAGUCUAUCGAGAAUGCGCGCGAGACCCUGCGCAACAGCAGCGUUCUUGACCCGAGUCAAGCGGAUGCAAUGAUCGACUCGUUGACGAGGGAAAUAAGCCUCAUUCAAGGUCCUCCGGGAACCGGGAAGAGCUUUACAGGUGUCAAGCUUCUACGAGUGCUCAUCGCCAACAAAGCCGGGCCCAUCCUUCUGAUUGCGUUCACCAACCACGCUCUAGACCACAUGCUGAGCUCCGUACUCAACGAAGAUAUCACCAACAACAUCGUCCGUCUCGGCUCGCGCUCCUCCGACGAGCGCAUCUCCAAGUUCUCCCUCGAGGAGGUCGAGCGUGUUGCGGGACGCUCUCGUUUCUCCGGCAGCGUGGCUCGCUAUCGUCACGAGCUCCGUAACGUCGAGGAAGAGAUCAAGAAGUUCAUGGACGAAUUCUUCAAGCGCGAAGUGGACCCUCAAACCAUCCUCAACCAUAUCCGCUUUCAGGCCCCUAUCCUCCACGAGUCUAUCGAAAGCCCCACAGGGUGGACCGAGGUCGUCUACAAGCUUUUCUCGGAGAGUGAGGCUGGCUGGCGAGUUACGGGGGCGGGCGGUAAAGAUGGUGGAGAGGUGGACCGUUCGGUGUACGGCUUUUGGCUCCAGGGCGGGGACAUCACCUUCCUCAACGACGCUCACUACACUCUUCGCCAUCGUCAACCUGCACAGCAGUCGAAAGCCGGUGCCCAAGCACCCUCCAAUCGCUUCGACGUCCUUCAGGACGAGUCCGUGCCUGACGCCGACGAUGAGGUGGAGGCCGAAGACAUCCCUCCCUCCCCCAACGACUCCAACGCGGCAGCCGCAGAGGCUGCACCAGAAGAGGAGUGGCUCUUCGAGAUGUUCGACGACACCCCCGAAACCGCGCCGGAUGUAGCAGAGCAGCCUUUCCAACCACCAAACGAAGCCGAGCCACCCCAGCCCCACCCAUUCUUCGUCGCGUACGGCUGCCCCGACGUCCCUCCCGUCCCCACCACGACUCGACAGAUCGAGGUUCUUCGUGAUCAAGAGGACGCUUGGUCUUUGUCGGCUGACGAGCGUCUGCGCCUGCACGAGGCGUGGUCCAACGAAGUCCGUCUCAGCGCCCGGGAGAUGCAGACGGCGGAGUUCCGGCGGCUCAGGGAGAAGCAUGCUGCCGCCGCACAAGCGUACUCGGAGGGGCAAGCUGAGGUCCGCAAGCAGCUCCUGCGGAAUGUCGACAUCAUCGGCUGCACAACCACGGGUGCGUGCCGCGACUUCAAUUCACAAUGCCAAAUUGAUUUCUCACUCAUCGGAAUCGGCCCGAAGAUCGUCCUGGUGGAAGAGGCAGGCCAAGUGCUGGAAGCGCACGUUCUGGGCAGCCUGGUACCAAGCAUUCAGCACCUGAUCCUCAUCGGCGAUCCGCUCCAGUUGCGGCCGACUCUGAACAACUACUCGCUGUCUAUGGACCAUUCGCACGGCAAGCUGGUCUACAAGUUCGACAUGUCUUUGAUGGAGCGACUCUCUUCGUCGGGCCUGCAUAUGUCACAGAUCAACGUGCAGCGACGCAUGCGCCCUGAGAUCUCGGAUUUGGUUAGGAUGACUCUUUACCCCCGAUUGCAAGACCAUGAGGUCGUCAAGAACUACCCCAACGUCCAAGGCAUGACGAAGAACGUAUUCUUCAUGACGCAUAAUCACAAGGAGAACGGCGGGGAAGAUGACUCCGUGAGCAAGUAUAACCAGUACGAGGUACGUAAGCUCUGCUGCUCUGAUAGGCCCUAUUCGGAGGAAGGAGACAUCGUUGUACUGUGCGCUUACCUAGGGCAGCUAUCUCGCCUGAGGGAAGCUUUGUCAAACGAAGUUGCCGUCGUGCUGGACGAGCGCGACAAGGCUGAUCUCGACGACCGGGAGGCCGAGACUGAAGAUGCAGGCACGUCGUUUGAACUCGUCAAGGUUUCGCGGAGGGUCCUCUUACGCACGAUCGACAAUUUCCAGGGCGAGGAGGCCAAGAUAAUCAUCCUAUCCCUCGUGCGCAAUGCAGGUGGCUCAGAGGAGGACAAAACCGCUCGCGGCCGAGUCAAUAUUGGAUUCCUACGGUCCGCCAACAGAGCUAACGUUGCGCUUUCCCGCGCUCGUGAGGGCAUGUACAUCCUCGGAAACGCAUCAAAUCUCUCUUCCAGAAGCGACAUGUGGCAUACCAUCAUCGACGAGCUGCGGCAGCGAGACUGCUUGGGAGAGGCCUUCCCCGUCCCAGGGCAGCUCCCUCGGAUUGCUCCUGAUGGCGGGUGUCUCCAGAAAUGCGACACGAAACUGAAGUGCGGACACUUGUGUCCCUACAAGUGUCAUUCCGACGACCCGCGGCAUGUGACGAUCUCCUGCGCGCAGCGCUGCACUCGGUUGUGUCCUCGGGGUCACCCGUGUCUCAAGCAGUGCGCGGACGAUUGUGGAGAAUGUCGCACGACGAUCACCAACGUCGAGUUGCCCUGCGGACACGUCGCUGCGCAGGUGGCCUGUUUCCAACUCGACAACCUCGACACCGUGCAUUGCCGCGAGCGGGUUACGAAGACAUUGCCAACUUGCGAGCACGAAGUCGAGAUGGGUUGCUCCGAAGACCCCCGUCAACACUACUGCCGUGCUCCUUGCUCCGGGAUCAUGGGCUGUUGUGGUCGUACCUGCAGCGCGUCGUGUUUCCAGUGCCAGUCUCUGAACCAGCCCGCUCCUGUCGAGAAUGCGGCCGAGGACGCUCAAAAUGCGCCAGUCACGGUCGAGGCCAUCAAGCGUGUGGAGCAUUCCGAGCAUCCUUGCCAGCGGUCUCUGUUCUGCGGGCAUCUCUGCGGAAAGCCUUGCUCGACGAAUCACGAAUGCACCACCGACUGCAAGGAGCGAUGCCGCCAGGAAUGCGCCCAUGCGCGCUGCAAAGAUUACUGCUCUUCUCCAUAUUGCGCGACGAUCUCACCAAACAUGAUAGUAUGCGGAGAGGACUGCUCCCUCCAAAUCUGCCCCCAGUGCGCUACGGAGGAUCGGCGGGCGGAUAUCGUGGAUCUAGUCAUGCAAACAACUUUGGGAGAUAUUGAUUUCGAAAGCGAAAACACGGAUGAGCUCCUUAUCACCCUUCCAGGCUGCGGUCACGUCUUCACGUACUAUCGCCGCGACAAUCAAGGCAAAUGGAUCGGCCUCCAGGCUCCACCGGAGGGGUUCAAGCAACCUCCCGCAUGCCCAACGUGUCGUACCGCCAUUACGGCUCCUCGAUACGGGCGCAUCGUCAAGAGAGCGGACCUGGAUAUCCUGGAGAACAACUCGCUCAAAGCUGUCCAUGCGAAGCUUGCCGCCGUUUCCAAAGACGCGCUGGCAGCUCAGGCUGACGCGAAGCCCUCCAAACUCUCUACGAAGGAGUUCAAGGCGCUCCAGCUUGAACAAACGGCGCUCCUUCGGAAGGUCCGCGCGACGCCCCUCUCUCUGCAGGAAAUCGACCCGCUGAACGCAAAGCUCCAUGGUCUUCCGGUUGAGGAAGCGAGGGCUUGGAAGAAGCUCGACGCCGCUUCCUCCACAAAAUUGCGCCCCGCGCACACGCACGCAUGGGAAGCCUCGUACACCUACCUCUAUCAGAAGGAGAUGGACGAGAUCGCCGCAAACCCUACUACGGCCCCUCGUAACCCCAACGAGUACGCCAUGCGCGUCGCACGCCUCAAGGUUGGCCAGCCUCCACCGCGCGCGGACAAGCGCUUCCUCGUCGAGACUUUUUGGCUCGCGACGGCAUGGCUGGAGACCGAGUACCCCCCCAACAAUCGGCGGAUGUGGGCCUCCUACGCGCUAGACAUCACUCGCGCGUCCGAGAGCCAUCGCCAGGAGGCCAGCACCCUCGAGCAGUUCCGCUUCAACGUCCAGAUGACCAAGCAUGCCGCAAAGGCUAUCACUAUCGAGGCGCGCACGAAGCUCGCGGACAACGCGGGGAAGAAGCAGGCCGCGGCGCGCGAGGAGAUCGCAGGGGUGCGCGCGCGCGCGGCCGCCGGAUGGCGCGGCGGUGCCGCGGACUUCAUGCUCCCAGCGGAGGCGAUCGUCGACGACUGGAAGGCGCUCGAGCGGUCCUUGCGCCUCGACACCUUCUACCAGCCUGUCUCGCACCAGGAGCUCACCGAGGUCGUCAAGGGGCUGGGCAGGGAGUUCUCGUCUGACAUGAUCAUCGCAGCGCACACCGGCCACUUCUACAAGUGCCCCAACGGCCACAUAUUUGUCAUCGGCGACUGCGGAGGAGCAACCGUGGUGUCUCACUGCAAUGAAUGUGGAGAACGUAUUGGUGGGACCGGGCAUACUCUCCUUGGGACGAACACCCAAGCUCACGAGCUUGAGAAUAUUGCUAGACAAGAGGGAUACGCACAGAGCCCGUGGCAGUGGGCGCAGGGGGCAUGA
Epithele typhae is the source of this 6519-nucleotide messenger RNA. Its product is annotated as P-loop containing nucleoside triphosphate hydrolase protein. Gene Ontology annotation, cellular component: nuclear RNA-directed RNA polymerase complex. The record is from RefSeq and is a predicted model, not a curated record. The transcript is spliced from 35 exons. Bases 1 to 6519 code for a protein of 2172 amino acids. Gene Ontology annotation, molecular function: metal ion binding; helicase activity. NCBI's taxonomy places the organism in Eukaryota, Fungi, Basidiomycota, Agaricomycetes, Polyporales, Epitheliaceae. Gene Ontology annotation, biological process: regulatory ncRNA-mediated heterochromatin formation.